This is a messenger RNA of Botrytis cinerea B05.10, 791 nucleotides long. RefSeq lists its product as hypothetical. Bases 61 to 429 code for a protein of 122 amino acids. The record is from RefSeq and is a predicted model, not a curated record. The transcript has a single exon. NCBI's taxonomy places the organism in Eukaryota, Fungi, Ascomycota, Leotiomycetes, Helotiales, Sclerotiniaceae.
GGCCGUAUCUCUCCCAGCUGGGUAGCAGACAAGCUAGGCCGAUAUAAUAUCCAGAUAGUAAUGUGUACGAUUAACUUCAUUGUCAACUUGGUUUUGUGGCUUCCAGCGCGUGGAAAUAUACCAAUCAUCAUCUUUGCUCUCAUCUAUAGCUUCGCUUCGGGUACAUUCGUGUCACUAGCUCCCACAAUCGUUGCUCAGAUAACCAGCGAUAUGCAAAAGAUUGGCACAAGAACAGGCAGCAUGUUUGCACUUGCUAGUAUAGCAGCACUCAUUGGUAACCUAGUCGCAGAAGCACUUGCGUCACUAGGCCCAGAGAGUGAUCAGUAUAGAUAUUUGCCAAUAUUUACAGCUGUUACUAUCGCUAUCGGAACAGCUAUCUUGGUAUUUAGCAAGAGCUUGACUAAGGUAGUUUUUUUGAAGCGCUUCUAGAAUCAAGAAAGAAAAGACCAUGGAAGGCGAUAGACCCACUAUUUGAGAUUGUAGACGUGAAAUAAUUGAUAGUAAUGGUAUAUUUUUGUACUAAUAGUUGUUAGAUAAAACAUCAGCAUUGAUUAUGGUCUUGUUUAAAGCAACAUGAUAAUAGUCUCGAAAGUAGGCGGGGGGGACGUUUGAGAGGGUCGGUCAUCUGAAUUUUGAGGAUUUUACAAUGGAAGAAAUAUCAAUGUCCUCUGGUGAGCAUGUAGAGCUUGAAAUGGGAGAAGAGUUAGAUGGUGAGGGGGGUUGGCUUCUCGCAGGCGCAAGCUCGAGCUGGAACGAAUGUGGUUGUCGAAUAGAAUAAUGCGAGAAGUCCA